Messenger RNA from Punctularia strigosozonata HHB-11173 SS5, 855 nucleotides. RefSeq lists its product as uncharacterized. The transcript is spliced from 4 exons. The coding region runs from base 1 to 855 and encodes 284 amino acids. The record is from RefSeq and is a predicted model, not a curated record. Lineage: Eukaryota; Fungi; Basidiomycota; Agaricomycetes; Corticiales; Punctulariaceae.
AUGUUCAUCGUCCUGCUGGCACUCACCAACCCAGGUCAGCAGCAGCAGCACCAGUCUUUGCACAAGCUGUCCACGAGCGCCUACAGCGAUGGCUACCGGCCCCUGAUACACAACAUCUUAGACAUCUCCAGCCUGCCAAUACACACCCUGCACCUCACCGGCUCCACGACCUCACCUGGUGUGCCCUCCUCCAACUCGCACACCUUCUCCCUCCUGCAGACGAUUCACCGUGCACCCAAUCUUGGCAGCAUGCCCUCACUUGGGACCCACUACCACCAACACCACCUUGGCUCGCUGCACAACUUCUCCACCCCGGCGCACUUCAACUUGACCCUGCUCAUGCUCAACUCGUCCAUGCGCUUCGACCCGCACCCAUCGCAACUGCAGAAGCAACAGCCGUCCUCGCUCUCGUCCUCCUUCUUGCACGUGCCCUCAACUGGGCACUGGCAUCUCCUCGGACUUGCACCCCCGCUCCCACUCCUGGACGCCCUCCCACAGCCCCAGCCCAACCUGCACACAGUCCACAUCCUGCACUGCGUGCACCUCCCACGCCAAGUGCAACUCAAUCUCCUCUGGCAGCCCUCCCCCGUGCCCCCAGCCUGGCCCGAUCAUCAUCCCCCCCUCCUCCUCCAACCCUCCUCCCCUGGUCAACCUCAACCUCAACCUGAUUGGCCUCAGCGGUCCAAACAGGGUCAACGGCAUGGGCUCGCCGCUGCACAGCACAGCUGGGGGCUGCUCCCACACCCGCUUUUUGGCAGCCUCAGUGCGCCACACGGGCUCGGCGUCAGCCCAAAGGACAUUGUGAUCAUCCGCGAGAACCUGGCCGCCACCAACGACCCGCCAGCAAAACAGUGA